Messenger RNA from Lactuca sativa (garden lettuce), 912 nucleotides. Lineage: Eukaryota; Viridiplantae; Streptophyta; Magnoliopsida; Asterales; Asteraceae. The record is from RefSeq and is a predicted model, not a curated record.
AUGUCAGAUUCCUCAGAUAGUAGCUCUUUAGAUGACGAUGAUGAUGAUGAUAUGGAUGAUAUGAUGAUGUUCUUUUUCAUAAAAAAGCACGAGAAGAAUUUUAUUGAUCGAAUUCCUUGUAGGACAUCAAUGCUAAGUGGAAAAGAAUAUAUUAGAGAGAUAUUAUGCGGGAAUCCUAUUCAGUGUUAUGUAGCAAUUAGGAUGAAGCCACAUGUUUUGUUGAACUUCUGUGAUAAACUAAAGAUGAUGGGUUUGUUGCAAGAUCGUAAGGAAGUAAGUGUAGAAGAAGGUUUAUCAAUGACGUUUGCUCUUUCAGUAGUUAAAACAGUUGAUAGAGGUGAAGUUCAACCAGUAAUUCGAGCAAAUUCAAGAUGGUAUCCAUUCUUUAAGAAUUGUAUCGGUGCUAUUGAUGGCACACAUGUAGCAGCUUGGGCUUCAUCAUCAAAGCAAAACGGGUAUCCGAAUUUGAAGGGAUUUUUAGCACCAUAUCGUGGUGAACGGUAUCAUCGUUCAGAUUGGCAACGUGUUAGUGGAGUUAGGGGAAAGAAAGAAUUAUUCAACUUUAUGCAUUCAUCCGUUCGUAAUGUCAUUGAACGAGCAUUUGGUGUUGUUAAGAAAAGAUUUCAUAUUUUGCAAAAUAUACCAAAUUAUCCGUUGAGACGACAAAUGUUGAUUCCACAUGCAUGUUGUGCAUUGCAUAAUUACAUACGAAUGGAAGAUAGGGGAGACACUUUAUUUACUAGAUAUGGUGAUGAAAAUAUUCAAAACUUUGAAGAGAGUUUGCAAGUGGUUCAAGAGGGGUUUCCUUUGGAUAUGACGAGUCAAGAUGAGAUGCUUCAAGUUAGAGAUUCGAUUGCAGAUAUGUUGUGGGAAAAGUAUACACAAAGGCGCCAGAGACACUUGCGAGCUUAA